AUGAUCCUGACGCUCAUGAGAAGUUUCAGAGGCUCAAGACAUCUUACGAGGUACUCAAAGAAAAGAAAGCGUGAGAAACAAGAAAAGAAGCCGCAAGUGGAUUCCAAGAGGCGUAAGAUGAUGUCUGAUCUAGAGGAAAGAGAGCGUUCUGGUUUGGCUAGGGGUUGUGUUGAAGAGGAGAGAAUCGCGAGGAAGCUUAAGGAGGAAGUGGAUAAGAUACGUGCAAGACACGCAAAUAUGAGUGGUGGUGUAGAUGAAAAGAGAAAAGAAGUUAGAAGUAGAGCUGGUGCUAGUGUUAAGCUUGAUAAUAAGGAGAGAGUGUUGAAUGAUGGGUUCAGGCCUUCCACCUUAAUCCUUCCAGGCCCGGAACCAACCUGCGUCUAUACCUUUUACGGUCCUGGACACUGUUCUCCGUCCGAGACUCGAACUUGUGACCUCUCAAACAAUUGCCUGAGGUGUUACUAG
Molecule: messenger RNA, 465 nt
Organism: Eruca vesicaria subsp. sativa (arugula)
Lineage: Eukaryota; Viridiplantae; Streptophyta; Magnoliopsida; Brassicales; Brassicaceae
Source: the annotation of a GenBank genome assembly